UUUGUUUUAUACAACAUGAAAGAAACGUCUUUCCGUCAUGGCGGAGAAUGUUUUCGUUCCGUGAUACGCCGACUCGCGAUCGCAACGCUCAUCGAUUCGGCCGGUCGCCGACACGACGACGACGACGACAACAACGACGACGUUACAUCACGCUCGAUUCGGUGGAAGCCCAACGAUCACUCCGCGAUCAUGGACACGCGCGGCAUCGAGGUCACGAAUCAGCUUCGGAGUGCUAUCCGUGCCAAGCUUAUGGAAUUGGGGGUCCGUUACGACGAAGAGUUGCCUGACUACAUACUGGUAAUGGUGGUCAACAAGAAGUCCCGUCAACAGAUGCACGCCGACCUAAAUCUAUUCCUGGAGGAUUGCACGACCAUAUUUGUGGAUUGGCUGCAUGAUCAGGUGCUCAAAAAGCUACAGAAGGUCACGGUAGCCAAGAAGAAGUCCUCUCGUGAAUUUGUGCCUACCAUAGUGGUGAAACAGGAGGAAGAGAGAAAGAAGAGGAAAAUAUCCGCGACCUCAUUCCUGGAGGAUCAUGUGGUGGAACAAGCCUCAGGCUCGGACAAAAUUGCUAAGGGCCAGGACAAGCAGCAAGCGGCGCAAAAGCAGCAAAUAACGCCAAAAUCUUCCGAACUUAAUCAAAAAGAACCAGAACGAAGUCACAGCAGAAGCGCGGAGAGAAGUGUGAAGAGUACGCACGGUAAAAGCAAAACAGAUGAAGCGUCAUCGACUCACAGCGGCAGUGGAACGUCCUAUCAAGACACUUCCUCGAGGAGACCACAGCAAAGUUCCGGGCGCGACGAGAAUCCGAGGGACGUCGCCGCGUCGGAAAAUCCUACUACGAAGACCACUGCAGACUCAUAUCGUGAUCCGAAGGCGAGCGAGGCGCCGGAUAAGAGUCUCAAGAGAUCGUUAGAACAAUCGUCGAGCAAUCGUCACGACAGCACGACGGAAAAAAAGAGUAACGAGGCGAAGCGGCCGAAGCCGUCCGAGGAAGAAGAGAACGCAAACGCGUCGUCGUCAUCCUCACCGGACACAGCUUUGAGAAAGCUCAAGUCUUGCGUGAACAAGCCGAGGAUCACGUCGGUCGUGUCGGUGAAGAACCGGCUCGGCGUGAUAUCGCCACGAAAGAAAUUCGAGACCUACAGGGAGAAGGAGGGCAAUGGUCGCUACCGCCCAUUGGAGAAGCGCCCAUUCGAGAAGCCACAUCGCUAUGACAAUGGCGGACGCGGCGGAGGAAAGGGUAGAAACUUCGAGACGGAUGACCGGACAGGCUCCGGACGGCGAAACCGCGACGGCGACUCGUCGCGGCAUCAUGAGGCCGCGAACAAAGUCAACGACGUGAGGAGUCGGAUAGAGAGCAGCAAAAACGAGAGGCUGAACAGAAACGUGGAAUCCACCAGAGAGAGAAUUCCAAAUUCAAAUUCUAAAACGGACGCGUCCUCUAUAAAAAAAUCUGCGAGCACCAUUAAGGAUCGUUUGGGCGUCGCGGGUAUCAACAGUAAACCCCAGCGACCGUCUGUCAAAUCGCAAGAGGCGGCGAAUUAUAGAAACAAUCCGAAGAGCGUGGAGCAAGCGGGAAGCAACAAUAAGAACAUCAAGGACAGGCUCGGCCCAUUGAGGAAUAAUUUCAGACCGGUGCAUAAGCAAAGACAGCUUCGUGGUGGCGAGGAAGAUGAGUCUCUGGACCCUCUGAAUUCCGGCGUCAACAUAGGCGAAAGGGAAGAGGAGAAAGAGGACGAGGACGAGGUGGACAACGACGAGCAGUCGUCGAUCGGACCCGUGAAGUCGCACAUAGUUGCCGUGAACAGAUCCGCAACCUCCGCGGUUACGAGGAUCGAGAGGAAACGCAUGAAAACGUCGAAUGAGAUUCCGUUCAACGUGACUCAGAGUACCAGUUAUUCAGGAGGACACGGAGGCGUAAAAUCACAGCUGGACAAAUUGGACAAAGAAACGUCCAGCGACAUGGACGAGGAUACCGACGACACGAAACUGCCGAGCAAAGUAAUCGUCACGCCAAGACCCUUGAAGCCGCUGCAGCCGACGCAAAAGCGCGCCACACAGUCGCUAUUGUUGCGAGCAGUCGCGGAGGCUAAUCAGUCGGUCGUCACGCAAAAAAAUCCGGAACCGUCUCUAUUCGACAAGAAGCCAGUCUUAAAGCGUCUUAAGCCUGCCCCAGCUCGUGAUGUAAGUCAAAACUUGUCGGUACAUUUUAAUUCUAAUAAGAGACUGGUUAUGGAAAAGAUUCAAGUCGAAUUAAAUACGAUAGAUCAUCCGGAUGUGGAAGACGUCGAGCACGAGCCUUAUGUACCUCAACCGGUAACAGACGAGCAUAUGGGAGUCGUGAUGUCGUUGUUCCAAAGGAGCGAUGACAAUCAAAAAUUCUUAGUUACUCUAAAUGGAUACAACAACAAUCUUAUGAAAGAGAAGUUCAGCUCCGAGGAUGACGAAGAGCGGCUGGAGAUGGAGGUGAACGAGGACGAUGAACUCGCACUGUUGACGACGCACAACGACUCGACGACGGCAGAGGAGAUGGCGACGACGAUGGCGCAAGACAAACUGGAAAUGAGUACAUUUAGAAUAACGGAUGGAACGGAAGAUCACAUGAAUGCCAGCCCGAAAGAGGCGAGCGGAGAGGAGAACAAUGAAAAUUGCAACACAGAGAACGUGGACAAGACUGAUGAAGUGCCGCGUAGACGGAGAAAAUUAAGCCCUAUAGUAUAUAAUAGAUCUCCUAGUCCCACACAAUUGAAAUCGAAUGCAUCGCUAGUACCGACGUUAGCCGCUAAACCCCCAGAUAAAAUAAAACCAUUGGUAGAGAACACGGUCUCGGUCGUUUCAGACAAAUCCAGGGAAAAUUGUAGGUAUUGGCCAAAUUGUACGUUAGGGAACAAAUGCGCGUAUCUUCAUCCUCCUGUUAUGUGCAGUGCUUUCCCGGCAUGCAAGUUUGGUGACAAGUGCGCUUACAAGCAUCCUAAGUGCAAGUUCGGUUUAUCUUGCACGAAACUUGGUUGCGUGUUCUCGCAUCCCACCCAGCAGUGCAAGUAUCAUCCGUUCUGCACGAAACCGGCGUGCCCGUAUUCUCAUCCGAUUACUUCCGCUCCGGUAACAGAAAUAACGACCCAGCGGGCAAAGUUUACUUGGCGGCGACGAGAUUGAGCGUAACUCUGCCAGUAUACAAACCUGAGCAUGUCAUUCUGAUCGGAUCGACAUACUGAAAUUGACGAGAAAGUUAUCGCAGUAAAGCUAACUGUGCGAUUGAAGAAUAAGUCUAAAAAGAAAAAAAGUCGGUACAAUUGUGAUUUAUUACCAGUCUUAUUGCAGUCUUACGUUCUCUUAAAUAACUCAAGACAACAAGAUAGAAAGAACAUUUUUUGAAAAGCUUUGAAUGGUGAAAAUUGUUUUAUUUUAAUUAUGUAAAAUCAAAUUUUAAGAAAUACUUGCUGAAGCUUUAAUUUGAUUUAGGAUCGCUGAUUUAUAUAUAUUAUAUAUAUAUUUCCCUGUUAAUUAUCGCACCUUUAGAUUCUAAGAUUGCGUGCGCCAUCAGUCCGAGCUGGGCGAUCUGCUGCCAUUAUAGAUCAUAUAUUCUACUUAUAUAAUAUGAAGGAUUUUAGGUUUAGUUAUUCAGGGCUAAGCGAUCCAAUUAGUCUUGGGAUGAUCAUAAAACUCGUUCUCCUUUAGAAUUGACCUCAAUGAGGUAAUUUCAUCAUCUCGAUUUAUGUACGGAUAUGUGUUCGAAAAUGUGCGCUUCUAGUAUCAUUAAUAUAUACAUAUUAUUCAUAGUAAACGGCCAGAAGAUUGGUAAUUAGAUCUGCUCUUUCUAGCCGUUCUUUUUGUAGUUUUGCGUUUUUUAAAAUAUCUUUCUUUUUGUUUCCACCGAAAUUUCAUCGAAGUGAAAGUGCGCAUUUCGCUUCAGAUAAACUGAAAAAAAAAUACAAGAGGAUAUAGUUGGAAAGAACAGAUCUACAUAGUAUUAUUUUACGUCGAAAGCAAUAUAAUGAUCUUUGUAAACGAGAACCCGUUGGCGUUAUAGUGAUUAACUGCGUGCUCGUUUUAGAAUUAUGCGAGUGAGGUCUCUUUGCCAAGAGUUUAUAAUUGCGAUUCGAACAUCCUCGCCGAGUGACUUAAUCAGGUUUCGAGUGGCCAAAAAGCAUGCGGUUGCUUUAACAUGUAUGCCGCGCACUCGGUGCUGCCUCCACGGUCGAGAGGAGGCAUUGUAAGAGUAUCAAAUAUUCGACCACAUGUUUAUGUAAUUUAACACGAAUUGUAUAGGAUCUCAUAUAGAGAGCGAAGGUGGUUCUACAUUAUUUUAUCUAGUGCUAGUGAAUGCUCGUGCAUGAGAUGUAUAUUAUUCAGACUUGUCAUUAUCAGAAACAAAUAUACGAUGAUUUCUGUAAAAUGCA
Molecule: messenger RNA, 4400 nt
Organism: Monomorium pharaonis (pharaoh ant)
Lineage: Eukaryota; Metazoa; Arthropoda; Insecta; Hymenoptera; Formicidae
Gene: Nab2
Product: zinc finger CCCH domain-containing protein 14
Biological process (GO): regulation of mRNA stability
Cellular component (GO): cytoplasm; nucleus
Molecular function (GO): poly(A) binding; metal ion binding
Source: RefSeq, a predicted model, not a curated record